AUGGAUUUUGACGCCGAAAUCGCCCGUGCUUCUGACCUCAUUGCCGGCGGGGGAGUCGUGGCCAUACCCACCGAUACGUUGUACGGCCUGGCAGCAGAUGCGACCAAUCCGGAAGCAGUCGAAAAAGUAUUUGACAUAAAGGGUCGACCAUUUGAUAUGGCCCUGCCGGUGCUGGUUUCCAGUUGGGAUCAGGUGGAUCAGGUGGCGUUGGUAGACGGGCCGGUCGGCGAGAUGGCAGAGCGGGUAGCGAUCAAGUUUUGGCCGGGCUCGCUUACCCUGGUGCUGCCUGUGAAAGCGUCUGUACCCCAGCGACUGACCGCAGGCCGGGAUACCAUCGCGGUGCGGAUGCCGAACCACCGGGUUCCCCUGGCGCUGGCGUCCCGGUUGCGAACACCGAUCACCGGUACCAGCGCUAACCCAUCCGGCCAAGCAGAUAUCGCUGGCGUGGAUGAACUCCGGCGCUCUCUGGGCCGACUGGUUGAUGGUAUUAUUACGCUAGGACCGAAUCCGCUCGGUAUCGCCAGCACGAUCGUGGCUGUGUCGCAUAACGGCGUGGAACUAAUCAGGCCGGCAAUCCCAUACGAAGCCUAUCGUCAGGCGGUGGAUGCCGAGUUGAGAGACUUGCUGGGCGACCGCGCCGGGAUGCUGUACGACAUCCUCCGGUACCACCUGGGUUGGGUGGAUGAACGCGGCAAUCCGGCUCCUGGGGCCGCUACCCCGUUGCACGCACACGCUUUCAUGACCCUGAGCGUCGCCGACGCAGUGCGGGGCGAUUUUACCGGAGCGGUCUCGGCGGCGGCGGCGGUGGAGAUGGUAUACAACUUUGUGCUGGUUCACGGCGAUGUACAGGCCGGUCGUGUCGACCAGCGCAGUGACCGCCCCAGUAUCUGGUGGGUUUGGGGCCCAUCCCAGGCUAUCAACGCUGGUGAUGGCCUGCAUGCUCUGGCGCGUUCUUUGUUGAUGCGACUUCGCGACGUCGGCCUCCCCGCCGAGGAUGUGUUGGAAGCCUUGCGUUCCCUUGAUCAGGCUUGUCUUACCCUGUGCGAAGGGCAGUACAUGGAUUUGUCAUAUCAGGAUCAGUUGAUGGUGUCGGAGUCUGAUUACUUUGAUAUGAUUGCCCGCAAAUCCGGGUCCAUUGCCGGGUGUGCCGCUCAACUCGGAGCGGUAGCGGUGGGCGUCGAUGGUGAAACUGCAGCUGCCGCUAAAUUGUGGGGUACCAACCUGGGGAUGGCUUUGCAAAUUCGGCAGGACAUCGCAGAUCUUUGGGGCCAUUCGGGAGACGGGUUUACCGCCAGCAACGUGUUGAACAAGAAGAAAAGCCUUCCGCUGAUCCACGGACUGGGAAGCACGGCCACGUCGGUUAAACGCGAGCUCGGUGGCAUAUACAUGAAACGGGUUCUGGAAGCGGCAGAGCGCGCCGGAUCGUGGAGAUUCUCGACGAUGCCGGGUCCCGGGCUUACGCAGAAUCCAAAGCCGCGGAAUUGGUCGAAGCAGCCAGUUCGAACGUCCGCUCCGCCGCGGGUGGAAUGGCGCGUCCCGAGGCAAUGCACCAGGCUGCGGAUUGGGUGA
Molecule: messenger RNA, 1569 nt
Organism: Geodia barretti
Lineage: Eukaryota; Metazoa; Porifera; Demospongiae; Tetractinellida; Geodiidae
Source: the annotation of a GenBank genome assembly